GCCCCGUGAUGUUUUCCCCUGUACUCCUUUUGAAUGUUAAUGUUUUCUUGAAGAUGAUUUCAGACACACUGCUAGGAUACUGCCUCUACUCACUGAAGCAGAAUCCUCUGAAGAGUUGCUGAGGCAGAACUGAAGUCAUGGCUCGCCUCAGAGAAGCAGCUGUAUUGGCCGCUAAUGAUGCCUCACACAGGAAGACGAUGCUCCUUUAACUCGGGGGUUUUGAUGGGAAGUUUCUAAGCCUGAAACAACAGCUUUAGAUCUGGGGUGUGCCACCAGCUGCUUGCAGCCACCACUGUCUACUGCUUUAACACAGCUUGGUCGGGAAGAAUGGAAACUAAAGAGGCUUGUAACUACCUGUAACUGUUCCACCAGGAAAUGGAUCAAGUGUUUGUUCAACCAGAUCCAGCCUCUCCAGGGUGCAACCACCAUGAUCUCAGCAGACUGAUGAUGGAAGAGAAGGAACCUGGGAGAUCCUGUGCUCCAGUUUCCCUGGACGAUGGAGGGAGGACAGCCUGUCCCUUCACCUCUGGUGCCCCUUGGGAACGUGUCGUCAGAUUCUAGCAUGUCUCUGGAGCAGAAAACCACGUUUGUUUUUGUGAUUUUGUUGUUUAUUUUCUUGGGCAUCCUCAUCGUGAGGUGCUUCCGGAUUCUUCUGGACCCGUAUCGGAGCAUGCCGACUUCGACCUGGGCCGACGGACUUGAAGGCCUGGAGAAAGGGCAGUUUGACCAUGCCCUUGCCUAGCGGGACAGGAGCAGGUGCUGCUUCUGAGGAGGAGAAGUGAUUCAUGUCUUCACGAGGGAUUCUCUUCCAUCAACAUUCUCAGCAACUCAAGUUUUAACCAUAUCUGGUUCUAGGACCACAAUCCAUUUAUUUGGUAGACAUUUAAGGAUAUUGGAAAUGGAGAUUUCUAUUACUAACUGAAAUAGGAAAGUUUGAAUUUCUAUAUUUACUCAAUGAAUGAAUGUUGUUGAAAGCAUGUGAUGGUGAAACCAAGAGCAUCAAUAGUGACUUUGCCUAAAAUGAAGCACUGUCAGACCUGACCAGAGUAUAAGGAUCAGAAAGGAUUUGAUCUGAAUCUGAUGACAGGACCAAGAAGAGGCUUCCUCACUCUAAUUCUGUCACCCAGUUUUGUUCUAUUUUCAUGGCAAUCUGGGUGCUGGGCAGAGAAUGAGGAAGAUUGUGCUGAGUGGCCUCAGCACAGGUACUUGUCUUCUCCUACAGCAGAGAGCACUGGGAGGCAAUGGGAGGGCUUCAAAGAGGGGGUUCUAUCCCUGGAAAGUAUGAGUGAGGAUGAUAUCACUUUAUUUUUCAAAUAAAACUGAUUUCAAAAGCUUACAAAGGUUUUAAAACUAUUUACCAGGCCAAGUGCAUUCUAGGUAUUCAUAUUAGUAACAUGUGUAGAGGUAGCUAUGCAUAAUGUUGAAUUUACUGUCUUUGCACAAUUGAUUGAAAUAAUAGGUUGCAAAUGCUGCUUCAAGUUGUUUUGUUCCAAAUAAAAAGUUAAUUGUUUAGAGAGGACUUUUACAGUCUUCAGAGGAAUGUGUGUAUAUGGCUGAAUACAGAAACUAAAUAAAACUGUUCAAGAUACAGAA
Camelus dromedarius (Arabian camel) is the source of this 1593-nucleotide messenger RNA. It is a transcript of the gene CTXN3, whose product is annotated as cortexin 3. Bases 497 to 742 code for a protein of 81 amino acids. Lineage: Eukaryota; Metazoa; Chordata; Mammalia; Artiodactyla; Camelidae. The record is from RefSeq and is a predicted model, not a curated record. The transcript has 2 exons.